This is a messenger RNA of Aspergillus udagawae, 1338 nucleotides long. Its product is annotated as aromatic prenyltransferase. Gene Ontology annotation, biological process: alkaloid metabolic process. Gene Ontology annotation, molecular function: transferase activity, transferring alkyl or aryl (other than methyl) groups. NCBI's taxonomy places the organism in Eukaryota, Fungi, Ascomycota, Eurotiomycetes, Eurotiales, Aspergillaceae. Bases 1 to 1338 code for a protein of 445 amino acids. The record is from RefSeq and is a predicted model, not a curated record. The transcript has 2 exons.
AUGGCCUCCAACGAACCCCAACAACCUGUGCCCGAUGUCCAAUCCUCCCACAAGGGCAAUAUCGCCGCGGUUUCCGUGAACGCGAUAGACGAACCCGAAGCCACGGCAGACAACACCGCCUACCGCGCGACCUGGGUCGAAAAGACCGCACCACUCUUCGCAAAGAUGCUCGCCUCAGCAAACUACCCAGCCCCCCACAAGGAGUCCUACAUGGCCUUCCACACAGAAACCCUCAUCCCACUAAUGGGACCCUACCCGCAACGGUUCCGCAGCGCCGUAACCCGAAGCGGCCUCCCCAUCGAGUUCAGCGCAAACUACACGCAGCAUAGCAACGGUGAUCCCGUGUGGAGGAUCGGCUUUGAGCCCGUCAGCAUGGCCUCGGGCUCACCGCGCGACCCCUACAACCAGGUCGCCAAGGGCGCGCUGCUGACGCAGCUGGGCGAACUGAAUCUUCAGGGUUACGACACCACGCUCUUCGAGCACUUCGUCGCGACGCACACGGUGAAUCGCGCGGAGCGCGAGUCGCUAGGCGGGAAGCAGCUUGACGGUAGUGACCUCAGUCCCUCGCAGGUGGCCUUCGGGUUCGAUCUGAAGGACGGGGAGAUCGCCGUUAAGGGAUAUACGUUCCCGGCGCUGAAGUGCAAGGUCACAGGGAAGGGGUUUGGCACUAUCUUCCGCGAGUCGAUUGAUCCGCUCAUUGGGCGGAUGGGCGGCGACCCGACCCGGACCAGCUUCGAUACCAUUGACGAGUACAUGACCGAGACAAACGGGUGGAGCGACUUUUCGUUCUUCUCGUGGGACUGCGUUGCGCCUGCUAAGGCGCGGCUUAAGCUGUACAGCUCGACGAACAUCGUCACGUGGGAGAAGAUGGAGGAGAUUUGGACGCUGGGUGGGCGUGUAGUCGGCAAGGCCAAUACGCAGGGACUCAAGCAUCUCCGGCGCUUGUGGGAGCUCACGCAGAUCAAGGACGGGUACCGCGCGUUUACGGGUGGGUUUGACAAUGAUACCGACUCGACGCCCACGCCCAUCAUUUGGAAUUAUGAAAUGAGGCCGGGGAAUCUGGAGCCGCUAACCAAGGUGUAUUUCCCGAUCCAUGGCGAGAAUGACCUGACGAUCGUGCGCGGGGUGGGACAGUUCCUCGAGGAGAUCGGGCUUGUGAAGCAGGGGAGGAGCUAUGAGCGGACGGUGCGAGAGUAUUAUCCUGCGCGAGACCUAAACAAGACCGCCUGUUUGACCUCGUGGCUUUCGUUCGCGUAUACUGAGGCGACCGGGGCGUACCUCAGUGUUUACUACCACUCGUCGUCUGACUACCCGUGGGCUGAGAAGGAGGGGCAGUAG